Molecule: messenger RNA, 1082 nt
Organism: Neltuma alba
Lineage: Eukaryota; Viridiplantae; Streptophyta; Magnoliopsida; Fabales; Fabaceae
Exons: 3
Coding region: 62-1033 (323 amino acids)
Biological process (GO): regulation of DNA-templated DNA replication initiation; mitotic cell cycle; DNA replication preinitiation complex assembly
Cellular component (GO): nucleus
Molecular function (GO): DNA binding; DNA polymerase binding
Source: RefSeq, a predicted model, not a curated record
UAUACUUCCUGAAGCCAUAUGCGUAGAGAAGGUAUUAGUGCAUGAUAAUAGAAACUUGUGUAUGAAGCCUGAUUUGAAGAUCACCUUGGUACAUGAGGUUGUGCUAGGACACUCUAGUGAAAAUACUUAUAUGGCUCUCCGGCAACUUUUUGUUUUUAGGCUGCUUGAGUUCUUCAAUACGCAUCCAGAGAAUACUGAUAUCCCAGAAGCUACUCUACCAGAACCUUUUCAACAAAGAAAUAGCUUGAUUUGUGAGGACUUGCCUGUAGAUCCUUCUAUACUCUCAUCAUCAACUCCCGAUCAAAAUCAACAUCUAUUACAGGAAUGUCAGCCAUAUCCUUUAAAAAGGCAUUUCUCAAAGAAUAAUGCUGUGUCAGAGACAGAAAAUAACGUUGUAACAAGUCCAAUUGGUCAGUCACAUCAUUCAUCUGAUUGCUUGGAAAAUGAAGGAGGUGAAGGUGGCAGUGAAUGGCAGAAAAAAUGUACUACUUCAUAUUUGAAAUCUGAUAGCACAAAUGAUCGGGACAUGGAAGAAGGACAGCAGAAUGAAUCAUGUUCUAUGGGAUUCCAAUGUAGUGUUGUUAAUACGCCAGCACGUCUGAUUUGCUCUCCACAGUCUGUUAGUUGUGGUAGUUAUGGAAGCUCUCAUCUCAAGAUUGCCUCAUCCACAGAUAUGUUAAUGACAGAGACACCUGCUCAGUCAACACUUAGAAGAUUGGCACCCAGUUCUGAUGUUAAACUUAAGAUUAUGACCACCCAAAAUUCAAUCUCAUGCAAUAAGCAUGUAAAAAGAGUUCUUUUUUCACAUGAAGGUGAUUAUGAUGGUGACAAGUUAGAAUCAAGUAGAGAUGCUUGUGAAAACAUCCCUGAAGAUGGUCGAGCAUGCACUGAGGAUUUUAGUGUUUCUAAUUUUGUUGUUCUAUUCCAGAAGGUGGUUGAGGUCAUUGAUUGUUCUCAUAAAAAUACGAAUCAUAUGGUGGUGCAACAACUGGGCAGCAGAUGCCUUCAUUGUUGCUUGGCCUUGUUGAUGUGAUAUAUUCUAUAUUUUGUUCCAUCAAAAGCUCUCCAAUCACAAAAGAGGA